Messenger RNA from Halichondria panicea, 1028 nucleotides. RefSeq names its product neurotrypsin-like. Gene Ontology annotation, cellular component: membrane. The coding region runs from base 59 to 676 and encodes 205 amino acids. The record is from RefSeq and is a predicted model, not a curated record. The transcript has 4 exons. NCBI's taxonomy places the organism in Eukaryota, Metazoa, Porifera, Demospongiae, Suberitida, Halichondriidae.
GUUUACUAUAAUUAGUACUGCAUGCUAUUAUAUAAACAGACUUCGAGAGAUAGCAAACAUGAAGCUAUUACUUGUUGUGUACUGCUUCAGUUUUUUGGAAAUGAUUAACAGUCAAGAGGAACAAGUCCCAAUACAAGUUAAUUGCACUGACAGAGCCAUGAGACUAGUGGGUGGAUCCACCGUCAGUGAAGGCAGACUAGAGAUAUGCCACAACGGUCAAUGGGGGACAAUAUGCAACCAGGGAUGGACACACAGUAGAGCUGCUCAAGUGUGCAGUAGACUAGGGCUACCAACCUACAAUGCUACACUACACCAAUUCAAUGGAGGAGCUGGUUCAGUAUACACAUACAACUGCACAACAAUGGACAGUGAUAUUUCUAACUGUAUCCAAGAGUCUUCUUGUGCCGACUCAAUGGAUGUUGGAGUGAAGUGUCUUGCUUUCACUGAUGCUAGUGCAGUUCCUGUCAACCAAGUAAUUGCUACCUGUGGGACAUCAGGAGCAAUAAUUGGUCUAUUGGCAGCUGCUCUAGUGGUGGUUGGCACUGGAUGGAUUGCGUCGUGUGCUUACUUUCUAAGCAAACACCACACCCACUCUACUAACAACCACACCCUCCAAUACACACCACAAGAUGAGGCAUUGUAUGGCACAAUCAAUGACACACCUGGAGCACAAUGAUACUGUGCAGUGCGUUCAAAAUGAAAGCUAUUCACUUGUCGGGCAAAGGAACAUGGACACACAAACUUAAUUACUUAUAGUCAACAGAACUUUAGUUUUGUAUUAAACGUUUGUGCACCAACACCAAAUACUUAUAGAAGCUGCCGAUAUUGUUUCUAUUUACACGCCUGAUACAGUAUAGCGUGUAAUUUUCGUGGGGCAAAAUAUUCGUGGUUUUCGUGGUUGGAGGUCUGACCACGAAUAUUUUACCCACGAAUGAAGCGACCUUGCCUACCUUUACCUGCAGUGCAAGCAGCAACCACGAAAAUAUUACCCACGAAAUGUCUCAAUAUUGUUAAACCACGAAUAUUUU